Galendromus occidentalis (western predatory mite) is the source of this 603-nucleotide messenger RNA. Its product is annotated as ninjurin-2-like. NCBI's taxonomy places the organism in Eukaryota, Metazoa, Arthropoda, Arachnida, Mesostigmata, Phytoseiidae. The coding region runs from base 1 to 603 and encodes 200 amino acids. The transcript has 4 exons. The record is from RefSeq and is a predicted model, not a curated record. Gene Ontology annotation, cellular component: membrane. Gene Ontology annotation, biological process: tissue regeneration; cell adhesion.
AUGAGACUCGUCGAGUCCGUCGAGCGUGUUAUGUGCAGUUCGCUUCCUGUGCACUCGAAUAAUGCGCCGCGCAGGGAAUAUAAGGAGACCAGUUUCACAGAUCCGCCGUCCACCACGUGUAAUGCGGCGGCGUCCAAUUAUUCAUUGGCGAACACUGGAGUCGACGGAGACGGCGACGGAGGGAAGAGCUUCAUCAUGGAUUUGAACAUGUAUGCCACGAGGAAAACGGUUGCACAAGGUAUGAUGGACAUCGCUCUAUUGGCCGCCAACGCUUCGCAGCUCAAGGCUGUGCUCCAGCAAAGUCCCCAAUAUGGACCAAGACCUCCGUGGAAUGCUGCAUGCCUUGCUUUCCUCGGACUCUCGAUGGCGCUCCAAAUGAUUCUAGGUGGUCUUCUGGUCACCGUAGCUCGCUGGAAUCUCAACUGUCCUUGGGAGCAGCGGCGGGCGGACGUUGUGAACAAUAUAAUUGUCGUCGCUGUGUUUCUACUCACCAUUGUCAAUGUGCUCCUAGCUGCCUUCGGACCUUCAGACCCUACGAUACCUUUUGACAACAGAUACGGUCCUAUGCCUCCUGAUAGAGUUAAAUUCAAUGAUAGCAUGUAA